GAGAACUACGGAAAGCUAUUGGAGAUAAACUCGGUUAACGUCAUUGCAAAAGGAAGCGCUAAGAAAAACAGACCAAGAAUAUGUUCAUAUUUAUUCUCCAUGAACAACAUUUUCUGCAACCUUACGUUUAUUUCUAAGUAAUAUUACACGUUAUUACUCCUGUUUAACAUUUGUUUCCCUUCAUGUUGUUUGUCUAAUUGGUCUACCCGUCCAUUUUUUCCCUGCGGAUUAAGUUCCGUAGCAUUUGAAUAACCACAGGGAUCAGCGUUCGCUACUGUUCAUGGGGCUGCCAUUUUAGCGACCUUACGACUCACUACAAGAUGGGCAUGGGGGUGAUCCAGCUCAGCUCCCAAACACACCACCAGAAUAUCCUGAAUGCCCUCCACCACCUGAGGCUGCAGGGACACUUGAGUGACAUCAAGGUCCAGGUUGACUACCAAGGCCACGCGCAGACAUUUCAGGCUCAUCGGGUGGUUCUCGCAGCUUCUAGCGAUUACUUCAGGAACAUUUUCCUAUCACCGGACGCCACCCCUGACCAGAUCUCGCUCUCCAACAUGCAUCCAUGUGACUUUUCUGACUUUUUGGAGUUUGUGUAUACAGGUAAGGCGGAAGUGGCUCAGAGCAGGAUGGGGGACAUGCAAGCGGCCGCCAAUAUUUUGGAAUGCGAGGAGCUGGCCAUAGUUUGCAGCAUAAAUCAUACUUCGCAGUCAGACGUAGUAGAAGAGUCAUCACCAGAGACCGAGACUGGCAUAAAGAAGCCGCAAAAUAGUCAACUGCCUCCGGAGAGCUCUGAGUGCCUUUCUAAAAGAUCCAAAGGGAAGAGCACCAAACUCAAACGGUGCAUCCCAACUACAGAUGAGGCAUUUAAUGCUGAAGAGGACAAUGACACCACAUGCGCAUCCUCACCUGCCUUGCCUCGCUUUGAUAAGGACACGCAGAGUCCAAACGACGCCGAGGAAAUAUUGCUGGUGUCCGCAAGCGAGGACGAGGACGAUGAAGAGAGUGGUAGGGUGUCCAAGAGAGCCUCCAAGGGGAAGUUCGUGUGCAGUGACUGUAUGCGGAGCUUCCACUACGAGCGGAGCUACCUGAAACACGUGAGCACCUGCCACGGAGUGAAAGCCGAGCUGGUCUAUCGCUGCGAGACCUGCAUGAAGACCUUCUCCAACCGCAGCAACUUGAGGAUCCACGAGAAGCACGUUCACAGCAGCGAACGGCUCUUCACCUGCGAUGUCUGCGCCAAGACCUUCAAACGCAAGAAGGACGUGGUCCGCCACCAAAAACAGGUGCAUGAUCCACAUAUGCACCAGUGCUCUGAAUGUGGCAAGAGGUUGAGCUCCAAAGCAUCGCUCAUGUUGCACAAGCAGACGCAUAGCGGCAUCAAGGCCUUUAUCUGCACGGAGUGCGGUUCCCGCUUCACCCAGAAGUCGGCUCUCAACAUGCACCACAGGAUCCACACGGGUGAGAAGCCCUUCAUGUGCGAGGCCUGCGGGAAGAGCUUUGCAUCCAAGGAGUACCUGCGCUACCACUCCAACAUCCACACCGGCUCCAAGCCGUUCAAGUGCGAGCACUGCGGCCGCGGCUUCGCUCAGAGGAACUCGCUACGGCAGCAUUUGACGGUCCACACAGGUGAACGUCCUUACGCCUGCAAUGACUGCGACAAGCAUUUUACGCAACUCAACGCACUUCAGCGGCACCAGCGCAUCCACACCGGCGAAAAGCCCUACAUGUGUGGGUUGUGCAACCGCACUUUCACUGACAAGUCUACUCUUCGCCGUCACACCACGACUCAUGAUGCCAAUGCACCGUGGAAGAACUACCUGGUCGUCUUGGAGGGUAAUGUGGAGAAGAAAUCCAAAGCUCAAGACAAGGGGACAGCGCAGGAGAAAAAAAGCAAUGCCAAAAAGGCAUCCAAAAGCAAAGUCCCCUCUCCCACCACCACUGUCCUCCCGCCCGACAAGGCUGGGCCGGGAGCAGUCGCCCUGGAGACUCACGACCACACCGAGAUGCUGCCCGAGGCUCAGGUGGUAACGUCAGAUGGCAGCGGCGGCGUCGUCAUCACUUUGGACAGACCUUUUGUCAUGCCAGUUGAGGAAAACAUCUCCGAGACUGCCCACUCAAUCUCCGCAGAGACCCCCAGCAUGUCAUCCCUGCUUGAAGAGGCCGCAUCGCAAACCAUUCUGGCUCAACAAGAGGAGGCGGCGCAACCGGACAUUUUGACCGUGGUCGUGUCUGACAAGAUGUGUCAAGAAGUUUAAACGUAGCAAAGGACACUGGAGAGUAAAGCAAAUGACAACCAAGCAAAUCCCUCUAAAAUCUAAAUAAAAUGUAAAAUAAAUAUCCCAUUUAAUCAUCGCUGUAAUAAUUACAAUUUGUGGUUAUUUUAGCUUUUGUACAGAAAUUGUGGCUAACAGCCAGCAUAAAAACAAGUUGCAGAAUCUA
Molecule: messenger RNA, 2439 nt
Organism: Syngnathus typhle (broad-nosed pipefish)
Lineage: Eukaryota; Metazoa; Chordata; Actinopteri; Syngnathiformes; Syngnathidae
Product: GDNF-inducible zinc finger protein 1-like
Exons: 8
Coding region: 321-2255 (644 amino acids)
Biological process (GO): regulation of cytokine production; negative regulation of transcription by RNA polymerase II; regulation of immune system process
Molecular function (GO): protein binding; RNA polymerase II cis-regulatory region sequence-specific DNA binding; DNA-binding transcription factor activity
Source: RefSeq, a predicted model, not a curated record